Eublepharis macularius is the source of this 5099-nucleotide messenger RNA. RefSeq names its product melanocyte inducing transcription factor (gene MITF). NCBI's taxonomy places the organism in Eukaryota, Metazoa, Chordata, Lepidosauria, Squamata, Eublepharidae. Gene Ontology annotation, molecular function: RNA polymerase II cis-regulatory region sequence-specific DNA binding; DNA-binding transcription factor activity, RNA polymerase II-specific; protein dimerization activity. Gene Ontology annotation, biological process: regulation of transcription by RNA polymerase II; melanocyte differentiation. Gene Ontology annotation, cellular component: nucleus. The transcript is spliced from 10 exons. The coding region runs from base 130 to 1719 and encodes 529 amino acids. The record is from RefSeq and is a predicted model, not a curated record.
ACGGGGGUGGCGGCAGUAGCGGCUGCACAAGUCUUGGGCGCAAAGCGAGUGCGUGCAGUGCUGGGCGAGUGGUGCUGUUUCCCCCCUCCCGCUUCCCUCUCGUACCCGGCGGGGGACGGAGAGAGGGACAUGCAGGCGGAAUCGGGAAUCGUGCCGGACUUUGAGGUGGGAGAAGAGUUCCACGAGGAGCCCAAGACCUACUAUGAGCUGAAAAGCCAGCCCCUGAAAAACAGCAGUUCUGAGCACCCCGGAGCAUCGAAGCCCCCGUUAAGCUCCUCCAGUAUGACAUCACGGAUUUUGCUACGCCAGCAGCUCAUGCGUGAGCAGAUGCAAGAACAAGAGCGUCGAGAGCAGCAACAGAAGCAGCAAGCAGCCCAGUUCAUGCAACAGAGAGUGGCUGUCAGUCAGACACCAGCCAUCAACGUCAGCCACCCCACAAGUCUUCCUCCUGCUACUCAGGUACCAAUGGAAGUCCUUAAGGUUCAGACUCACCUGGAAAAUCCUACCAAGUACCACAUCCAACAAGCGCAACGCCAGCAAGUCAAGCAGUACCUUUCCACCACAUUAGCCAACAAGCACACAAACCAAGCUCUGAGUUUACCAUGCCCAAAUCAGCCAGGUGAUCAUGUUAUGCCACCAGGCACAGGAAGCAGUGCACCGAAUAGCCCAAUGGCCAUGCUUACUCUGAACUCCAACUGUGAAAAGGAGGGCUUUUAUAAAUUUGAAGAGCAAACCAGCAGGGUGGAGACUGAAUGCCAGGCACUGAAUAUGAAUACACAUUCUCGAGCCUCAUGCAUGCAGAUGGAUGAUGUAAUUGAUGACAUAAUCAGUUUGGAAUCCAGUUAUAAUGAAGAAAUCUUUGGUUUAAUGGAUCCUGCUCUACAAAUGGCAAACACGCUACCUGUCUCUGGGAAUCUGGUAGACCUCUAUGGCAAUCAAGGUAUGCCUCCUCCAGGACUCAACAUUAGCAAUUCUUGUCCUGCUAACCUUCCGAAUAUAAAAAGGGAACUUACAGCAUGUGUAUUUCCCACAGAGUCUGAGGCAAGAGCAUUGGCCAAAGAGAGACAAAAGAAAGAUAACCACAAUUUGAUUGAACGAAGAAGACGAUUCAAUAUUAAUGAUCGUAUAAAAGAACUGGGCACGUUGAUACCCAAAUCAAAUGACCCGGACAUGCGCUGGAAUAAGGGAACUAUAUUAAAAGCCUCUGUGGACUAUAUCCGUAAGCUCCAAAGAGAACAGCAGCGUACAAAAGAACUAGAAAACAGACAAAAGAAACUAGAACAUGCCAACAGGCACCUUUUGCUCAGAAUACAGGAACUUGAGAUGCAAGCUCGAGCACAUGGACUUUCCAUUGUCCCAUCUACAGGCCUUUGCUCACCAGAGAUGGUAAACAGGAUUAUCAAACAAGAGCCUGUCCUUGAUAACUGCAGCCAAGAGAUUCUUAGGAAUCAUCCAGACCUGUCUUGCACAACCACUCUUGACUUAACUGAUGGCACCAUCACUUUCAAUGAUAGCCUAGCAAAUACAGCUGAGGCUGCUGCUGGCACUUACACUGUUCCUACAAAACUCGGAUCCAAACUGGAAGACAUCUUGAUGGAUGAUACUCUCUCUCCUGUUGGAGUCACUGAUCCGCUUCUUUCAUCAGUAUCUCCUGGGGCUUCGAAAGCAAGUAGCCGACGGAGCAGCGUGAGCAUGGAAGACACUGACCACGCUUGUUAGUGGGUAUCAUUAGAAAGGCUUUUUGUGAAUUCCAUUGCUUGAUUGGUAGAUUAAGUAAUUUGAUCUGUUUUCUUAAUAACUUUCUUUUAAUAUAAAUUUCAGAUAGCCCAGUGUAUGUGACUUUUUUAAUGUUUGAGAGAGACUUGUAUAUUGUUCUAUUUCAAAACUACCAAUGCUUCCAAAAUAGUGUACUGCAUUUAUGAUCCAGACUCAUCAAGAAUUCCAAGUGAGUCAUGUCUACUUGAAAGCAAUAGUGAGAUACAAAUCCACAUGUCCAUGACCCACUAAAGAUGACACUUCGGUACAUCUGUAAUGAAGCCCAUUGACUUGGAAAUGAAUUGUAAAAGAAUGUAAAGAAACCAAAAAGAGAGAGAGAAAGAAUAAGCUUUGUAAACUAUUUUUGUGUUUCUUUAAUAGUGCCUCCUUUCAAAUAUAGAAUACCUGUUAACCCACUUAAAUCUAUCCCAAAGCAUUAAAUAGAAUAUAUAUGGAAUAUAUAUAUAUAUUCAUGUUAUGAAAAUCUUCACUUAUAUAGCUAAUUAAUUCAUGAUGACCUUAAUUAAGGUACAGAGUGGAAAUGAAGGAGAAACCCAGAAAAUAUGUUAUGGUGAAAUUUAAAGGAAGGGAAGGGCCAUCCAGUGAAAAGGCUUCCUUCUAAAUUGUUCAUUUUUUUAAAUCACAUGAUUAUGACAAGAAAUCUUUUAUUUAUGUGUCACUAAUUCAAGACUCUUAAAAAUUCAGUAUUUUCCAUCAAUUGAGCAUAAACAAUUGAGUUUUUUAAUUUUUUUAAUUGUAUUGUACAGUUACCUGAUUUGCAUGAAUUUUUCAGUUGUUUUAUUUUUCAUUAAGAAUGCGUUUGUAUUUUAUUUGUAAGAAGACACUGUACUUAUAACUUUUUUUUUGACAUUUUGAGUCCCACUUGUGAGUGGUUGAUUUUUUUUUCUGAGGAGUUGCAUUAAUUUGUACACACUUCAGAGUAAGAUUUUGUGUAGAUUCUUGUCUUUUCAAGAGUGGCAUUGUGACGAUUUUGUAAAUUACUCCCUCAUGUGGAGGAAAUGUUUUGACAUGGAUCUUUAAAGCAAUAGUGUAACGUUAGUCUAGUUAACAAAUGAAGCUUUGUAUAAAACUCAGCAGGAAAAGAAGAAUCCCUGGGUUGAACGUAUUUAUUUUUAGCAGUACAGGACAAAUAGUAAUAUGCUUGGGGAAAUGGUUACAAUCUCCUCCUUAGUGCUCUUGUAAGAUUGUUUUCAGCAUCAAGAUUGAAAGAAAAUUGACUGUAUUUGCAGGUAACUGUUACUUGAUCCUAACAUUGUUAAGGCUUUAACUUGCAACAGUGUUGUCGUAAGAGCAUGUUGUAUACAUUAUCUUCUCCGGCAUAGUCCUAUGCAAUAACAAUAGUGAUAUGUGUAUUAUUAUUCUUAUGCCUAAAUAUUUUAUACAGUGGCUGUAUGGUCUUGCCAGUUCAGGAAAUGAUUGGCUUCCUUCAUAGCUGCCACCAAUUGACUUGCAAAGGACAGGGAAGCAUGUCUUGUUCGGAAUGAAGUGCCUUAAAUAUAGCUGCAGUCUUCAUGAACUAGCACUGACUGAAGUAUAAGAGUAGGGGAGCGGAGGAGAUUAUUGUAGCAGUUAGGUACUGUAGUGUUUGUGUCAUAAAAGAAGAGCCUCUGAAUGGCCAUUCUACCCCUGUAGUGUUCUUGAAGUGAAGUCUUUGACUCUCUUUUUGUGCUAACUAUGCUGAUUUGAGGACACCUGGGCAGCUGACAGUCAUCAGAACGAUGAGCAGAAUGGGACAAAACAGUCAAGUCUUAAAGAUGUACAGUUUCAUUUUGUGAAAUAUCCUUGAAACCACUAAAAGUCUCAUUACACUCCUUUCUCUCAGUGCACACCGCUAAUUGUGGGAGCACCCCCCUCCCCCUCCCAGGAUCUCUGCAGAAAACUGAAGAGGGGAAAUCACAAGAGCAGAUGAAGCUGCCUUCAAGGGGAUUAGACUUUGGGUCUAUCUAAGUCAGUAUUGUCUACUCUUGACUGGCAGCGGCUCUCCUGGAUCUCAGUCCGAGAUCUUUCACAUCACAGACGACCUGAUCCUUUUUAACUGAAGAUGCUGGGGAUUGUACUUGGCACCUGAUACUCUACCACUGAGCUGCAGCCCCUCCCUCAGGGCAGGAACUCCUAAACAAUUAGCUGCUGGUUUCUCUUUGUUUUCAGAAUUUCAGCAUAGACACAGCUCAAAUUAUGAGACAAAACUGAAUCCCACGAGGCAGUUUGGCUAGGAAAAUCUGCUCGGUGGUGUUCAGUCCUGCAGCAUUUUGUCAUACUAAUUUGGGCACCAUAAAACUGAUCCCUCACUGAAAAUAUACUUCUGCUACAGCAUGGAGCACUACCCAACACACAUGCCUAGAUGAUCCACUUACAGUUCAAACUUAAGCAGUUUGACUUUCAAAGUCCAUUAUAGUCCGUGGACUUAGAAUGGUGUGCCUCUGCUCAAGACUGCACUGUGGAUUUGGAUUUCUUUUUGAAGAUAUGUACGGUUUCUAUCAACUCGUAUCAUAUGCUUUUCCUGUUGUAUGGUUUAGUAUAAAUUAAACUUCCUUGACACACCAUGCCACCAUCCACUGCACUUUGUUGUGGGGGGUGCUGUUUUUGGUUUGGGUUCCUUUUGUACCAGAGCCAUUUUAAUUGUGGAGUUUGCAUAUCUUCUACACAAAAUUCUUCUAGUCCUAUAUAAGAAGGGGAAACUGCAGGGCUUGGAUGAUGAUGUUUAUUUAUUAUUUGUAUUUGGAACCAAAGGGCCACGGAUAGCACAUUUACGUGGGGGAGGCAUCAGGGAGCCAAGAAAUAUGGUUGCUCCAACACGUCUUCAGACUACGAAGAGUGCACAAUACCCAAAAUGCUAAAAAUUUUGGGGAGAGUCAAGAGACAGCUGACCAGGUACAUGGAGUACCCAGCAAUUUUCACUUUUGCCAAAACCAUUCAAGAUACAUUAGUGCCAUAAACUUCUUCCUUACUACUUUGAAAUAGAUAGAUAUAUAAAGCAAUAUUAACUCUGAUGCCUAUAAAGCCUUUAGGAAAGUAUAUGAGGAAAAAAAUGCAAAGCACAAAGUAAUGCACUUACCAUAUUUUUGGACAUGAAAUGCACUGGUGAAAAAGGAAAUUGAUGGUGUAAGAGGCCUCUGUAUCUUGAAAAAAUGAAUGAGUUACUGCCUCCUGUUCUGGAUGCUUAGUACCAUGCUGUUGUUGAUCUUUUCACUUGCUGUUGGCCACAGCAAUAAUUUGUGUCUGGUCUAUAGCACUGUAAAUGAUGGAUCAAUAUUAAUGUAAACCGAUUAAACAAUUUCAACUGUUCCUAAUAGAUGGAUUAAAGCUUUUGUUUUUUCAUAUAA